AUGGCCACAUUCACCGUCAACGGCCAGCUUCUCGCGGCGCCGUUGGGCUGCACCAAACGCCGUAAUCACUCUCCCCUUUCUUCAUCUCGCGAGCUCCGCUUCAACGCACCCUCCCCUCGCUUCCAACCCUUAAAAUACUCUUCCAGCUCACCUAGUCGGAAACCAAACCUUUCUUCCAAUGGUAAGACGAAGCCUGACGGAACCCUAGGUGUUACAAUCGCCUUCGCGGAGACCAUUUGGAAACCAGCGGAGAGAUUCAAAUGUAUCAACGUAGGGCUUAUGACACAACCGAAGCCUGUACCGGUUGAUUCAGACAUGACUGAUAAAGAAAUGUUGGAGUAUUUGAGGAGCCAGGACAAGGAUUACAAGAAGAUGAUUGAAAAGGCAAGGCCUUGUUUGCUCUCUGGACCGAUUCAACGAGAGAUGAUGCUUAUGCUAAGAGACGAAAAGAAAUUAAGUGGGAGGGUUUUGCAGAGGGUUUCGGAGAGAGUUGUGAAAUGGUACCAUGACCAAGGGUAUAAGUUUGCUAAUGUUGUGAAUUACAGGAACUUGAACAGUAAGGAACUUGUAUGUGAAGUUGUUGAAGGAGACAUUACACGUUUGGAUGUUAAGUUUCGUGAUAAGCUUGGUAAUGUUGUUGAAGGUCACACACAGAUUCCUGUUGUGCACAAGGAAAUUCCCAAACAGCUCCGUCCAGGUAAUGUGCUCAACAUGAAAGCUGCGAGCCAAGCUGCUUGUUCUCUGACAUCGAAUCCACGUCCGGAUGAGAAACAUGAAGGAGGUCUUAUUGUCGAGAUCAAUCUUACGGAGGCAGAUCAGAAAUCAGCCGAAUUCGAUACAAAUUGGAAAAUCGUCCCUGGGAGCGGAUUAUGGCCUAAACUGGCUUCGUUACUGCCAGGCGGGUCUGUUUCUUUUGAGCAUCGAAACAUCAAGGGUCUUAAUCGGAGUCUCACGGGUUCAUUGACCUCUAACAACUUCUUGAAUCCUGAGGAUGAUCUUUCGUUUAGGCUUGAGUAUGAACAACCAUAUCUGGACGGUGUUGAAGAUCCAAGAAACCGUACUUUCAAAACGAGUAUCUUCAACAGCAGUAAACUUAGCCCAGUGUUCACUGGAGGACCAGGCUUUGAGGAAGUAGUGCCUCCAAUGGUUGUGGAUCGAGUUGGUAUGAAAGCUAAUAUUACUGAGAACUUCACGCCUCAAAGUAAGUUCACAUAUGGACUUGUGCUAGAAGAGAUAAAAACCAGAGAUGAGCACGGUCGAAUCUCUGCAAAUGGGCUGAGGUUGUUGCCUAAUGGAGGAACCAGUGUUGAUGGACCUCCAACAACUCUAAGUGGUACCGGUACUGAUCACUUAGCCUUUCUACAAGCCAACAUAACACGAGACAACACCAAGUCUGUGAAUGGAACUACUGUUGGAGACAUGAAUAUCUUUCAGGUGGAUCAAGGCUUGGGUAUAGGAAGCAAAUCCCCGCUCUUCAACCGCCACCAGCUAACUUUAACAAAAUUCAUUCCGCUGAAGAAAGUAGAAGAAGGACCCGGUAAGCCACAACCACCUGUUCUAGUCCUCAAUGGCCAUUACGGUGGCUUCGUAGGCGAUCUUCCAAGCUAUCAUGCUUUUGCUCUUGGUGGACCUAACUCUGUGCGAGGCUAUACCAUGGGUGAGCUCGGUGCAGCUAGAAACAUUCUCGAGGUUGGUGCUGAGAUUAGAGUACCUGUGAAGAAAGCACAAUUGUAUGCAUUUGCUGAGCAUGGAACUGAUUUGGGAAGCUCAAAGGAUGUGAAAGGGAAUCCGACAGCGGUUUACAGGAGAAUGGGACAUGGUUCAUCGUACGGUGUGGGUGUGAAACUCGGUUCGGUACGAGCUGAAUAUGCUGUAGAUCACAAUUGUGGAACCGGUUCUCUGUCCUUCCGGUUUGGAGAGAGGUAUUAA
Arabis nemorensis is the source of this 1929-nucleotide messenger RNA. Lineage: Eukaryota; Viridiplantae; Streptophyta; Magnoliopsida; Brassicales; Brassicaceae. The record is from the annotation of a GenBank genome assembly.